Molecule: messenger RNA, 1705 nt
Organism: Brassica rapa (field mustard)
Lineage: Eukaryota; Viridiplantae; Streptophyta; Magnoliopsida; Brassicales; Brassicaceae
Product: vesicle-associated membrane protein 725
Biological process (GO): vesicle-mediated transport
Cellular component (GO): membrane
Source: RefSeq, a predicted model, not a curated record
UUAAUUAAAUUAACUAAUUAUAUCAGAUAGUUAAAUUAGGUAACUAAUAUUAAUUAACACGAACGAAACCGUGAUAAAAGGAGAAACUUUCUCCCUCUGUCUCACAAACGUUUUCAACUUUUGUUGUUUGUUUGUUGUCUCUUCAACAAAGUCUCAAACGAUCGCUGCGUCGUCCCCAUCUCUCUCUCCCCCUUACAUUCUCCCUUCUAUUUUGGAUCUUUCUUAGUUGCGUACACACCAAGGUAACAAAAACAAAAGAAGAAAAUCAGAUUUGUUGUGCGUUAGGUUUUUUUUUUCUCUCCUCUUCGGGACAAAAUGGGACAAAAGAAUUUGAUCUACAGCUUCGUCGGUCGUGGCACGGUGAUUCUCGUCGAGUAUACCGAGUUUAAAGGCAAUUUUACUUCCGUCGCUGCACAAUGCCUACAGAAACUCCCUUCUUCGAACAACAAGUUUACCUACAACUGCGACGGUCACACCUUUAAUUACCUCGUCGAAAAUGGCUUCAGUGAGUUUCACUUCUUGAUCCCAACACAUUUUUCGUAUUGUGUUGUUGCUGUUGAAGCUGUUGGGAGGCAGAUUCCAAUGGCUUUUUUGGAGCGAGUUAAGGAAGAUUUCAGCAAGAGAUAUGGUGGUGGGAAGGCUACCACUGCUAAGCCUAACAGCUUGAACAAAGAGUUUGGGUCUAAACUGAAGGAGCAUAUGCAAUACUGUGUGGAUCAUCCUGAGGAGAUUAACAAACUUGCUAAGGUUAAGGCUCAAGUGAGUGAGGUGAAAGGAGUUAUGAUGGAGAACAUUGAGAAGGUCCUUGACCGUGGUGAGAAAAUUGAGCUUCUAGUGGACAAAACUGAAGAUCUUCGUUCACAUGCACAAGAUUUCAGAACACAAGGAACGAAAAUAAGAAGAAAGAUGUGGUGGGAGAACAUGAAGAUUAAGCUCAUAGUCGCUGGUAUCAUCAUUGCCUUGAUUCUCAUCAUCAUCAUCUCGGUUUGUCCUGGCUUCAAGUGUACUUGAAAAGUAGAACAGUCUGAGAGAUUAUAAGCCCCUUAUUGUUAAACUAACCUAACUCCUCCCGGUAUUUGCCCUUCUAUUUUGAUCUUUUUGUUUUUGCAGUGUCUCUUUUAUAGUUUAUUUUUAUUAUUGUUAGGAAAAAGCAAUAUGAUGGCUCAGUAUUGAGAAAUGAUGAUUUGGGUUGUGAAUGUUUGGAAAGGGAUAUAAGCUGUUGGGGUUUGCUUAUAUAUAGGCUAGGUCUUUGUGCUAUUGGUGAUCACAUGUCUUUUUGUAAUCUUGAAUCGAAUGUUGGGUUUUUGCUCCUUCAAAUCUCCUUAAUUUUCUCGCUAGGGAAAAACAUAUUUAUAUUAGAUCUUUGUGCUCAUGGUGAUAAAAUCCACUAUACUUAUUUGAUAGAAGAAGAAAUUAAGCAAAGUAUUAGAUUAAGAUACAACAAUCAUAAGAUAAUGCUUUAAUACAACUAGUUGACAGACAACGAAAGAUCAAAGUCAGACCGCUAACAAUUUCUACGAUAGGCACAAAAUAACACAAGGAAAUGCUAUAAUACAAGAUCAACAACUACUUGACAGACACUGAAAGCACAAACUUAAAAUUGGAACAAUCGUAACGGUUUAUGCGGUCGCACCAGUUAUCUUCAGGUCCAUAGAAUUUGUUUCAACUGAGGAUAAGGACUUGGAAAUUUCGUAUAGCCAUGAGC